This is a messenger RNA of Notolabrus celidotus (New Zealand spotty), 2761 nucleotides long. It is a transcript of the gene kifbp, whose product is annotated as kinesin family binding protein. The transcript is spliced from 13 exons. Lineage: Eukaryota; Metazoa; Chordata; Actinopteri; Labriformes; Labridae. The record is from RefSeq and is a predicted model, not a curated record. The coding region runs from base 81 to 1994 and encodes 637 amino acids.
AUGAAUUCAACCAGAAGAUGGCAGUAACGCGAUAAGAAUCAUCAAGCUGCAGUCGAGCGACGAAGAAAAAGAAGACCAACAUGGCGUCCCUCAACAGUCAUGAGUGGAAAGCUAUCUGCGACAAAUUCACCAACGCCCAAAACCUUACUGAUGUGGAAUCUCGAAAUGACCCAGAAAAUGACCCUUACCGCUCCAAGUACAAAGCGAGGGAGCUCUACAGAGAGAUAUACUGCGCGCUUAAGAGUUUCGAGGCCGGUGAGGGUGAAGAGGACAGAGGCGGAGAGAGUGGCGAGCAGCGGCCGGUCGAGCCGCCUGAAAGCGGGCAGGGGGAAGAGGGGUUCGGGCAGGGCUUCAGCGGAGACUCGGUUGAAGGGCUGCGGGCCGCUAAGCUCGGGGCUGUGGAGUAUUAUUUGGGCGUUAACCAUGUCGACACAGAGGAGCUGUCAGCCGGGCAGGAGCAUCUGAUGAACUGCAUGAAGCUGCUGGAGAGAUGCAGAGUGUCAUCCGAGAAUGUCUCGUUGUUCAUUCAUGUCAGGAAUCAGUUGGGCAUCCUUUGGGCGGGCCGGGAUGAGACAGAGAUGGCUCAGGGAUUCCUUGAAACAGCUGAAUCUGUUUACCAACGUUAUAUGAAGGAGGAUGGAAGUCCUCCCACUGAUAUGACAGAGUACUUUACCACUGAGGAAAAGCUGUUGACACAUCAAGACAGGACCAAGAGGUUUGAGUUGGCCUACACUCACACCAUGUAUUACCUAGCUCAAGUCUAUAAAAACCUUGGUGAAACUGAGCGAGCUGCCACGUACUGCCACAGCACUCUACAGAGACAGUUACAGCUGAAUCAGUUUAGUCCGAUGGAGUGGGCUCUGAAUGCUGCUACACUAUCACAGUAUUACAUCACUAAGGGUCGAUACAUGGAGGGCAGACAUUGCCUUGCAGCAGCUACUGUCAUAUCCGGUUUGGCAGGAGAGGCUCCCUCUGAAGCUGCUGCACAGGAGAGUGAGACGGAGAGGGAUCGCAGGGAACAGCUCAGACAGAAGAGGGCAGAGAUUGCAAGAUGUUGGAUCAAAUACUGUCUCAACGUCCUGCAAGAUGCUAAGAAGCUACUUGAGGACAACAUAGGAGAGCUAGACACUGAACGUCAAGAAGAGCUAAAACGAGCAAGAAGACGUGAGGAGGAGGAGGAGGAGAAGGAGAGGAAGAGUGCUAUGCUGUUUGGCUCUGAAGACACAUUCGACUCCAUUGCUAGCCUGGAAGAGAAGGUGAGCUGUUUGCUCCCUCUGGACUUCACUGAAGCUAGAGCUGUCUUCCUGAUUGGACAGAAUUAUGUCACACAGGCCAAGGACUACUUUGAGAUGGACGGCUAUGUGACAGACCACAUAGAGAUCCUGCAGGAUCACAGUGCUCUGUUUAGGUCCCUGGCUUUCUUUGAAGAGGAUAUGGAACGACGUUGCAAAAUGCACAAACGACGAGUGGACAUGCUGGAGCCAAUAUGUAAUGAUCUGAACAGCCAGUAUUACCUAAUGAUCCGCAGACAGCUAAUGUUUGAGUUGGCUGAGAUCUACAAUGAAAUGAUGGACCUCAAACUAACCCUGGCAAACAGACAAGCAGAUACAGAGUCCUUAGAUAAUCACACUAUUAAGAAAUUCAACCAUCUCUGCUCUGCCUCUGCUAAAUUUUUCCAGAUGUUCUUGGACUCUCUGUGCUCUCCGGAGGGAAAGGUCCCAGAGCACCUGGAGGAGGAGGUGCUCAGACCGGCUCUGGUGGCUCGUUUCAGAGUGGCCCGACUCCACAGCCGACUAAUCAGUUCUGUGCCAUCUGUUCAGCUGGAAAACCUCAACAGGUCUCUGGAACAUUAUAAAUACGUGGUGCAGUACUGUGAGGCUCACCCUGACGCAACUGCUGUCGUCAUGACGGAGCUGGAGCUGAGUACGGAGAUGGUCGGCCUGCUUCCUCUAAAGAUCAACCGCCUGAAAGCAAGGAUGGCUUUAAACAACUGAAGGACUCCAUUUUUCACUGACUGCCUAACAGUAACUAUCUAACCACAUGAGCUAGACAGAAUCAGUUUACCACCUCACAGUCACACUACUGUACAGCUGAUAGCUUUUUAUUUUGCAGUUGAAUGCAUUACACACUGUACAUAUGCGCUCUCUACUGUGUAAUGUAAUGUGUCUUAUAGUUCAGGUAGCACAGAACAAAUACUCUGCUAGUUAAAAAAAAAGUCAAGUGAGAUUCAUACAUGUUUAUAUUGUUUUUGAUUUAAUGUGGCUAUAUUUUGUUUAAAGCACAGUCGAAUUGUGCUACUUAAACUAAUGUUUUUCGCUUAUAUUUAAAAAAAACUAUAAAGGCCUUGGCAAUAACAAUAGACAGCCUGAGGUACAAAGAGUGGAAUUGUUCCAGUCCAAAUAGUCAAAACUGUAUUAACUUUCAGAAACACUUUUGUUUGAAGUUUACUUGACCUCACUGAUGCUGGUUUACAAGUCAUCUUAAUCUGCAUGAUGCUACACUCUUCCAGGUGAAUCUGUGUUUUCUUCCUGUGUCUGAAAAAACACAAUAUGAUCCUGUUCAUGUAUUGUAGAUAUUGUAUGUUAUAAUAAAAAAAAAAACCCAAGGACAUUAAACGCUCUAAGUAUCAAAAAUCUGAUAUUUGUCAUGCUUGCCAUUCAAAACUGGGCCCCUCUGUUUAUCCUCUGGUGAUCUUCCUUGUAACAGAACCACCAAGUUGAUUCUAACAUCUGUUGGUCAGUGAAUAAAACAAUAAACUGUC